Molecule: messenger RNA, 3675 nt
Organism: Ostertagia ostertagi
Lineage: Eukaryota; Metazoa; Nematoda; Chromadorea; Rhabditida; Trichostrongylidae
Source: the annotation of a GenBank genome assembly
AUGUCUUUCCAUUUUGCGCUUUAUGCCGUUUCCAUCUGCCUCUACUAUAUUCCUGGUGCGGCGUCAAGCUUUUCACGAGCAGGGACUGGAAACGCUACGCUCAAGUGCAGAUUCACGGAAGCUUCUGACGAGACAUGGCAUCAAUGCGACUGCGUGCCAGUGGGGAGCGAUGGUUCCGUGCACGUGAUUUGCAGACAAAUGUUGGCCUCCACAAUACCUUCACUGCCGCUCGUCGACUAUCAACCUCAACCUCCUGCAAGUAUCGUGGCUCUGUCAAUGACCGAGGGAGGACUGGCGUUCGUGCAGCAGGAUGCUUUCCGAAUGCACGACAUUCAGGCACUGGACUUCACCAACAAUCAGAUUCAGACAGUGAAUGUGAAUGCCUUCCGGGGAUUAGAGAUGAAGCUGACCCAUCUGAGUUUCAAACAAAACAAUCUAUCAGUUAUUCCAUCGUGGGCGCUGACGUAUCUGCAUCACUUGCAAGUUUUGCGCCUCGACGGCAACCGAAUCAGUCAUAUCCGACCGAAUACUUUCGACGAAACCCAACUCAAUAAUCUUCACUUCCUUCACUUAGAUAACAAUCAGAUAUCAAUCAUUCCAAACAUGGCUUUCGCUAGACUACGACUCAUUGUCCUUACUUUGUCAAACAAUCGUAUCACACAUUUGGAGAAGCUAUCUCUGCCACCUUCGCUGAGUAUUCUUGAAUUGAGGAAUAACCUACUCACACAGAUUCCUUACUUGGCUUUGAAGGACAAGACAGCACUACAAGUUUUGGAUCUUGACUCAAACAAUAUUUCGUCGCUCGAAUAUAACCCUGAAGUACUUUUCAAAACAGAGCUCAGGCUCGUUCUGCGGAACAACAAAAUCCGAACACUGACGCCAACGUCACUGAAGAGCUUCAGGAAGUUCAAGGAACUUGAUUUGAGCUACAAUCAAAUAUCCAGCAUUUCUUCUUCUGCAUUCGAAAGCAUCAGCCAAGUGAAAACCCUCGAUCUCAGCUACAAUACACUUGCCUAUAUUGCUCGCGGGACGUUCAAAAACCUAGCGAAAAACCUCGAACGACUGAAUAUCGAAGAAAACAUCUUCCAUGCGGUUCCAGCGGCACUCAGCGAUCUCAGAAACUUGACUCAUCUAAGUAUGAACGGAAACAAAUUGACUAAGGUGGAUGAGGAACCUUUCGCAGGGCUGAAAGAGGUACUCAUCGAUCUGUCACUCGCGUACAAUCGGCUCAAAAUUAUUCCUACGAAAGCGCUCAACGGGAUGGUCCGCUUGCAACAUUUAGAUUUGUCAAAGAACAGCAUCAAACAGCUCGACCGACUAGCAUUCGGCACAACUGAUGGUGUGGGCUCGAGUCUGGUACAUCUGAACCUUGCUGGAAAUCAUCUUAAGAUCAUCGAUGACCCCAGUGUAUUUCUCCACAUGACAUCGCUAGCAUAUCUUGACCUUUCGUACAACAAACUGGAACAGAUUGACCCUAAGACUUUUGAGAAGUUGCCAGGAUUGGAAAGACUAUACCUUCAGAAUAACAAACUCCAACAAUUUCCCAUGCUCACUGAGCAGAGAAUGCAGAACUUGAGGCAACUGAACCUGGACAACAAUCUGAUUGGAGAAUUACCCGAUCAUGCUCUCUACUCCACCCAGCGCUUAGAACACCUUUCUCUAGCCGGAAAUCGGAUAACUUCCAUUGGCGACAACGUCUUUCACUCAAGUAGCUCAAAAGGAUUGAAGUCGCUGAAUCUCGCCGGAAAUCGAAUUUCAAGCAUUUCGAAAAGGGCUUUUCAGCUGAUGGAAAAUCUUCAGGUCUUGAAACUCAACAAUAACAGACUUCGCACAAUUGACACUACGGUCUUUGCUGAGCUUAAAAACCUGCGGUACGUGGAUCUCUCAAACAACAACAUCGUUCACAUUCUUCCGCAAGCUUUCACAAGUCUUCCUCUGAUCGACACACUACUCCUUCACCAUAAUGAGAUCGAACGAAUCGACAAAUCUGCAUUUCACCGAAUCGCCAGGAUCGAGACAUUAGAUCUCAGUCACAACUUCUUAAAGAACUUCACUUGUGAACAACUCGGCUCCGUUCAGACGAUAUUCAACCUCAACCUCGCCCACAAUCGGAUCGCACAGACGGAUCUCACAUGUAUUCUGCGAAGUCUCAUUCACUUAGACCUCGGUCACAACGCAUUAGAAACUUUCAAAAAGAGCAUGAUGGAUGGCGCCGACAAGUUGCUUGAAAUUAUUCUCAGAGGCAAUGGCAUUCUUGAGCUGCAAGGCCAAGCAUUUGCAUGCUGUCCAAAGCUCUCAACUGUCGACUUGUCACACAAUCAUCUACGCACAAUUUACAAAGACACUUUCACUAGCCAGGAGCUUUUACAUCACUUGGACAUCAGCCACAAUGCUCUUCAAGGCCUUCAACCUGGAUGCUUUGGCAAAAAUAAUAUCCUGUCGUUGGACGUCGCUGCAAAUGAGCUCACAAAAGUGCCGACUGACGCUUUGCGGACCACAUCAGCCACUCUGGCAGUUCUUAACAUGGACGAGAACCUUAUUCGGACUCUCGACUCGUCGCAGUUUUUCGAGCUAAGGAAUUUAACGAGACUAGUGAUAUCACGGAAUCGUAUUGAGACUAUAGAAGAAGGCGCAUUUGAGCAUCUCCCUUCGCUGAAAUAUCUGGAUAUUAGCAACAAUCCCGUCAGCACUUGGAGCCCCUCCGCGUUCAGGGAUAUGAGCAACACAAUGGACGACCUCAAUCUUGCCAACACUGGACUUUUUUCAAUACCACGAAUGAGUCAUCACGCAAUACGCCACUUCAAUCUUAGCAUGAACAAAAUUUAUGACAUCAGUCGCUCCGAUUUGGCAAGAACAGCGCACCUUCAUUCUCUCGACAUCUCGUUCAAUAAUCUCGUCCGCUUUGAACAUGACGUCUUCGAUGACCUUGUUAAUCUCAAAACACUCAACAUCAGCGGAAAUCCAAUCACAGAGAUUCUCGGAGAACAGCUUGAAUCUCUCUAUCAGAUGUAUAACCUCGCCACAACUGCACAUCCAUAUAAUGUAACUCAUAUUAUCCAACAUAUGCCACCUUUGCGAUCACUUCACAUUGAAUUUCGAGAACCAGUUAUUGACACACAACUGCGAGACAUUGACAUGACACACGUCAGGAAGUUGACCAUCACUGGAUCAAACAUCACAAAUAUCAGCUCGACCGCGCUUCACAUGCUCCGAGGCUAUCGAGUUCAGCUAACAAUUCGGAACACUUCCAUACAAGAAUUUCCCACAUCACUUCUCACUACUCUCGGCAACAUAUACUUUCUUUCCUUAUCUCUUCCGAAUAAUCAGAUUCGAUCGAUAAAUCCGUUCAAAAACACAGAUCAGCCAUGGGUGAAUCACCACGGCACAAUACUAGAAGCAAUCGAAUUGACGGGAAAUCCUCUUCAAUGUGACUGCGCUAUGGCUUGGGUGUCUGAAUGGAUUCAAACGUCACACACAAAUGCUCAAGAUCUCGAACAAGCUCACUGCGAGCACCAAGGAGCUUCCAUCAAUAGCUCCCUCACAUACGUGUACAGCACUAAGUAUUUGAAUUCUUCGCAUUGUUAUCAAUCGAACGGGCAAUCAAUUAACUCAGUGCUACCACUGAUUUUGAUAAUAUGGGUAUUAUUAUUUGUUCUCUGGAUCGACCAAAAAUAA